UAUAUAGUGCACGUUUUGAAAAACAUAUACUGUAAUUCGUAGUUUUUUAGGAAAAUUAUUCUAAAUAGUGCAAAAUGUCGACCAUUAGACACACUUCUGAGAAGGCGCUGCAAAUGCUUCGAACUCUGCCUAGAGUUUCUAUAGCAAACAUCCGCGAUAAUCCGAACUCUAAAAAACCGACAAAACGAGGCCGCGGUCAGCAUAGCGGCGACAAACACGGCGCUGGAAACAAGGGCUCUAAUCAGCGACAAAACUAUAUGCGGCUGGGAUAUGAAACUGGAAACGCUCCGUUCUAUCUUCGCUUUAAAUAUGAGCCGUAUUAUAAAGGGCACCACCUAAAGCGGGAGUAUCCACCCAUUAGUUUGUCCCUGCUGCAAAAGUUGAUCGACACUAAUCGGAUAGAUGCUAGUCAACCGAUUGAUCUGACCACGAUUUGCAAUACGGGUUUGUUUCAGAUUAAGCCGGAUCAGCUGCAUUACGGUGUCCAGCUAACCGAUGAGGGUGCCGAUGAUUUCCGGGCGAAAAUUAAUCUCGAAGUACAGCACGCUCCCGAAUUGGUGAUUGCUGCGAUAGAGAGGAACGGAGGCGUCAUUCGUACGGCCUACUACGAUCCGCAUAGUCUAUUUGCUGUGGUGAAUCCUAAAAAGUGGUUCGAAAAGGGAGUUCCAAUCCCGCGACGGAUGCUACCCCCACAGGAUGCCGUCGAGUACUAUACGGAUGCGCGCAAUCGCGGUUACUUGGCCGAUCCGGAGGAGAUUAGCAAGGAUCGGCUGGUGCUGGCGCAAAAGUAUGGCUACGAACUGCCGAGGAUUGAGGAUGAUCCCGACUAUAAGAUGCUGGUGCAGACAAAGGAUCCGAGGCAGAUAUUUUUCGGACUGAACCCAGGCUGGGUAAUUAGUCUGAAGGAUCGAGCCAUUAUCAAGGCGAAGGAAAGUCAGUAAGAAGAGUAUGGUUUUAGUGAA
This is a messenger RNA of Sabethes cyaneus, 962 nucleotides long. It is a transcript of the gene mRpL15, whose product is annotated as 39S ribosomal protein L15, mitochondrial. Bases 75 to 941 code for a protein of 288 amino acids. NCBI's taxonomy places the organism in Eukaryota, Metazoa, Arthropoda, Insecta, Diptera, Culicidae. Gene Ontology annotation, biological process: translation. Gene Ontology annotation, molecular function: structural constituent of ribosome. The transcript has 2 exons. The record is from RefSeq and is a predicted model, not a curated record. Gene Ontology annotation, cellular component: mitochondrial large ribosomal subunit.